AUGUCGCUUAUUCCAACGACUAAUUUGAAUAUUCCAGCUUCUCCUUUCCGGCGAUAUGCUUCACCCAGGUGGUGUUGCCACUCCAUUUCCAAGCCCGGGCGUCAGGGACCGCUCGAUCCCCCGAUCUUACAGCCUGCGACCCGAAUGGGCGAACAGCCGCCGCCAAACAACCAGGGCAGUCAACCGGUCGACAAAUUGCCACAGGCUGGCGACGUCAUCCACAUCAACGGGCUCAGCUUUAAAUUGGAUUCGGUGAUCGGCGACGGCGGCUACGGACAAGUAUUUCUGAGCUCGGAUGGGACAAGGAAACUCGCCGUGAAAUGCGAGAAGUACAGCCGUUCGAUGCUCCACGUCGAGGUUAACGUGCUUCUACACGCUGCCGAACAAAAGUGCAAGCACUUCUGCGAGCGCGUCGCCCACGGAUCCGUCGGCAAGGAGUACGUGUUCAUCGUGAUGACGCUGCUCGGCCGUGAUCUGCACAAGGCGCGGAACGAGAUGAAGGACCGGCGAUUCACGCUCUCCACCGCCCUCCGCAUCGGCGUGCACACGUUGAAGGGCAUCGAAGAGCUGCACCGUCUCGGCUUCCUCUCACGCGACAUCAAGCCCGGCAACUUUGCCCCCGGGCUUCGAGAAAACAAGCAGAACAAGCUCAUCUUUCUAUACGACUUUGGACUGGCCAGAAAAUACCUUGAUUCGAACGGCAACAUUGUGCAGCCACGGCCGGAUGUCGGUUGGCGCGGAACGACACGCUAUGGAAGUUUGACGGCCCAUCACCGCGCCGACCUUUCUCGCCGUGACGAUCUCGAGUCAUGGUUCUACAUGCUCGUCGAGUUCACCAACGGACAAUUGCCGUGGCGCACGAUCACAGACCGCGGGGCCGUCCUUCUAUCCAAACAGGCGGCCCGCACCCCGAUCGGCUUGCCCACGUUCCUCGUCAACUGCCCCAAGCAGUUCCCGGUGCUGCUCAAGUACAUCGACGAGCUCGUGUUCACCAGCGCCCCCGAUUACGCGCAUUUGCUUAAGAUUUUGGAUGAGGCCCGCGAGGAGAACAACGUGAAGGCGUACGAGCGCUGGGACUGGGAGGACGAGAGCCUCUCCAGCAAUUCCAUCAGCCAAGCCUCGUCCCACUCGGAGCGCGAGCAGAAAGCCAAGCCCGAAGCCUCGCCCCGCGAAGUUCGCAACAAGAAG
Messenger RNA from Mesorhabditis spiculigera, 1188 nucleotides. The record is from the annotation of a GenBank genome assembly. NCBI's taxonomy places the organism in Eukaryota, Metazoa, Nematoda, Chromadorea, Rhabditida, Rhabditidae.